AGUCCAUUUCCACAUACUGCUUAUUUAUGAUAUCUGAGGAGGGAACCGGCAGGAGCCACAUUUCUGUGGAGGAACAUUAAAAUCGGCGUCCGCCGGGCUCGACCGAGGCGUCUGAUAUGGAGUUAUCACACGUCCCACUGUGGCUGAGGAGAGGUUCAAAGCAGGCGUGAGCGCUCCGUGUGCUGCUGAACUGUUUUUGAUGUGGCAUCAACUUUGACAAACACCCGGGACUUCAAUCCAAACGCGCUCAGCGCUUCGAACUAUCUGAAUAUCAGGGGGCAGUGAGUGGGAGCCCACAUCCGCUCAGCAGCGCUGCUCUUUUCCUGACUGGAUCUUUCCCAAUGUGCUACUGAGCCCCGAACUUCCCAUGGAUCCAAACAUCCAGGGAUCUUUCCUCUUCAACAACGGCCUGAACCAAUUCCCCUCGGAGCUCAAGGCGCCCGUGUGCCAGUACUCGGUGCCCAACUCCUUCUACAAGCUCAACGCGGGCCUGAACAGCCAGCUGCAGGCGGGGACGCCCCACGGCAUCAGCGACAUCCUGAGUCGCUCCAUGGUGGGGAUGGGCUCCACGGGCACCACCACGCUGCUGUCCGGAUACUCCGCCAUGGGGGGGUUCAGCCCCUCCGUCACCAGCACGUCCGUGUACUACAACCGGGACUACAACUCCUCGCUGGGCGGCUUCUCCAAGUCCGGCGCCGAGUGCCCCAUGAAGGCUCGCAGCGUGAGCUGCUGGGCGGAGAGCGGCUGCGACUGGAGAGGAGGGAGGCAGCAGUGCACCAACAGCAGUGGACCUCAUGGGGAGAUGCCCGGCAGGAAGAAACACACCAGACCCACGUUCAGUGGACAUCAGAUAUUUGCCCUGGAGAAAACCUUCGAGCAGACCAAGUACCUGGCCGGGCCCGAGCGGGCGCGGCUGGCGUACUCGCUGGGCAUGAGCGAGUCCCAGGUCAAGGUGUGGUUUCAGAACAGACGCACCAAGUGGAGGAAGAAGAGCGCGUCGGAGCCGAGCUCCACGCAGACGAGCCACGGCGGCCAGGGCGGCGAGGCCUCGGACAACGAGGUGGAGGACGAGGAGUACAACAAGCCCCUGGACCCCGACUCCGACGACGACAAGAUCCGGCUGCUGCUGCGCAAACACCGCAGGGCUUUCUCCGUCCUGCGCCUCGGGCCGCACCACGUCUGACGCGCCCCCCGGAUGCGAACGCGGCGCCCACGCGCAUCAUCACUCACACGCACACGCUUCAGCGCAGGCCUGCAUGAUGUUACACCUACAAGGGUUGAUCGGUGAGCGGCGAGCAUGUUGGGAAGACGUCGGUCACGUGGUUUCACGAAUAAAUAAGCUAAAAACGUCGACUGUCAAUUGUUUACUUUUAUAAGACACAAUCUGAGGCCUGUGUGAAAUUCUGCUUAUUCAUCACAUCAUUUUGUCAGACCAUAAGAAACAGCCUGCCAGUAUCAGUCACAUUAAUAAAAAGAUAAGAGUUGAA
Messenger RNA from Betta splendens (Siamese fighting fish), 1487 nucleotides. It is a transcript of the gene nkx6-3, whose product is annotated as NK6 homeobox 3. NCBI's taxonomy places the organism in Eukaryota, Metazoa, Chordata, Actinopteri, Anabantiformes, Osphronemidae. The coding region runs from base 368 to 1183 and encodes 271 amino acids. The record is from RefSeq and is a predicted model, not a curated record. Gene Ontology annotation, cellular component: nucleus. Gene Ontology annotation, molecular function: DNA-binding transcription factor activity, RNA polymerase II-specific; RNA polymerase II cis-regulatory region sequence-specific DNA binding. The transcript is spliced from 3 exons. Gene Ontology annotation, biological process: cell differentiation; regulation of transcription by RNA polymerase II.